Messenger RNA from Dovyalis caffra, 2574 nucleotides. Lineage: Eukaryota; Viridiplantae; Streptophyta; Magnoliopsida; Malpighiales; Salicaceae. The record is from the annotation of a GenBank genome assembly.
AUGGCAUCACCAGGAGCAGCACUCCAAAGAUCCCAACUCCCCUCCAUAACUACCAAUGCUUCUCACUCUCCCUCCUCCUCCUCCUCUUCCCCUCUCCAACGCCUCUCCACUUUCAAAACCCCCUCUGCUUCCUCUCCUCCACCGUCCUCAACCACCGCAACCCCAUCUCCUUCCCCUCUAGACUCUUUCUCCAAAGACCCAAUUCUCUCCCCAUUCCUCUCCGCCUCCUUCUCUUCCACUUCCUUCUCCUCCGCUGCCCUCUCCUCUGGUUCCCCUGCCUCGACCGCCGAACACCUCCACCAUGCCAUUCGCCUCCUCGAAUCCCAACUCCGUUCUGAAGUCCUUACCCGCCAUCCCCAACUCCUCCACCAACUCUCCUCCAUUAAAGACGCUGAACUCUCCCUCUCCACCCUCCGAUCCGCCGUCUCUUCUCUCCAGUCCUCUAUCCGCCGCGUCCGAUCCGAGCUUUCUGAUCCCCAUAAUUCUAUUCAAUCAAAAACUAUUCAGCUCUCCAACUUGCAUCGAACCAACCAAGCGUUACAACACACGACUCGCGCUCUGAGGUUGUCGAAAAAGCUUCGAGAUUUAAUAUCUGCAUCAGAAUCAGAGCCUGAAAAGUUGGAUCUUGCCAAGGCAGCGCAAUUACAUUGCGAGAUCUUGACAAUGUGUAACGAGUAUGAUUUGAGAGGAAUUGAUGUGGUUGACGAAGAGCUGAAUUGGAUAAAAGAAAUUGGGGAAAAACUGCGAAGCGAAGCCAUGAAAGUGUUAGAGAGAGGAAUGGAAGGAUUGAAUCAGGCAGAAGUGGGAACUGGGUUGCAAGUUUUCUAUAAUUUAGGAGAGUUGAAGGUGACUGUGGAGCAAUUGGUGAAUAAGUAUAAGGGAAUGGGAGUGAAGAGUGUGGGUUUAGCAUUGGAUAUGAAGGCCAUUUCUGCGAGUGGCAGCGGCGGUGGCGGCGGGUAUGGGCCAGGAGGGAUAAGAGGGAGUGGGACUCCACAGAUUGGAGGAGGGGCGAAGGCAAGGGAGGCACUUUGGCAGAGAAUGGGGAAUUGUAUGGAUCGAUUGCAUUCUAUUGUUGUUGCCGUUUGGCAUUUGCAGAGAGUGUUGUCCAAGAAGAGGGAUCCAUUUACGCAUGUUUUGUUGCUUGAUGAGGUUAUUAAGGAUGGUGAUACAAUUUUAACAGACCGAGUUUGGGAGGCACUUGUGAAGGCAUUUGCAAGCCAAAUCAAGUCUGCUUUCACUGCUUCAAGUUUUGUUAAGGAGAUAUUUACUAUAGGCUACCCUAAACUCUUCUCCUUGAUAGAGAAUCUACUUGAAAGAAUCUCACGUGAUACAGAUGUCAAAGGGGUUUUACCAGCUAUUACUUUGGACGGAAAGGAACAGAUGGUUGCUGCCAUUGAAAUGUUCCAGACAGCUUUCUUGGCUCUGUGCUUAAGUCGCCUUUCAGAUCUUGUGAAUGCUGUUUUCCCAAUGUCCAGCCGUGGAAGUGUUCCUUCCAAAGAACAAAUCUCAAGAAUUAUCUCCCGUAUCCAGGAAGAGGUUGAAGCAGUUCAAUUGGAUGGGCGCUUGACUCUUCUUGUAUUGCGUGAAAUCGGCAAGGUUUUGCUCCUGCUUUCAGAACGGGCUGAAUACCAGAUAUCUGCUGGUCAUGAGGCACGCCAAAUUACAGGUCCUGCAACUGUAGCACAAGUCAAGAACUUUGCUUUGUGCCAGCAUUUACAAGAAAUUCAUACACGUAUAUCAUCUAUGAUUGCUGGGCUGCCCACUAUUGCUGCAGAUGUGUUGUCUCCUGCACUAGGUGCAAUAUAUGGGGUAGCUCGUGACUCCGUGACACCCCUGUUCAAAGCAAUGAUUGACCGUCUCGAGUCAUGCAUCCUGCAAAUUCAUGAUCAGAACUUUGGUGCUCAUGGUAUGGAUGCUGCAAUGGACAAUAAUGCUUCUCCUUACAUGGAAGAGUUGCAGGAGUGCAUUCUUCACUUUCGUACUGAGUUCUUGUCUAGGCUCUUACCUUCUUCAGCUAGUGCUACAACAGCAGGGGCAGAAACUAUAUGCAUGCAGCUUGUGAGAAGCAUUGCAUCACGGGUUUUGAUAUUCUUUAUCAGACAUGCCUCUCUUGUACGACCUCUUUCAGAAUCAGGGAAACUGAGGAUGGCUAGAGACAUGGCUGAGCUGGAGUUAACUGUAGGCCAGAAUUUGUUCCCCGUAGAACAACUUGGACCGCCAUACCGAGCACUCCGAGCAUUUCGGCCCCUUAUUUUCUUGGAGACAUCUCAGUUGGGAGCAUCUCCUCUCCUUCAAGAUUUGCCACCAAGUGUCAUACUUCACCACCUUUACACCCGAGGCCCCGAUGAAUUGGAGUCGCCACUGCAAAGGAACAGGCUUACUCCUCUUCAAUAUUCACUGUGGCUGGAUUCUCAAGGGGAGGAUCAGAUUUGGAAAGGCAUCAAAGCAACUUUAGAUGAUUAUGCUGCAAAGGUUAGAUCAAGAGGAGACAAGGAAUUUAGUCCUGUAUACCCUCUGAUGCAUCAAUUAGGGUCAUUGUUGACAGAGAAUGCCCUUGUGUCCCAAAAGCAUUAA